Molecule: messenger RNA, 4877 nt
Organism: Castor canadensis (American beaver)
Lineage: Eukaryota; Metazoa; Chordata; Mammalia; Rodentia; Castoridae
Source: RefSeq, a predicted model, not a curated record
AUGUGGGUAUCAUGGGCUCCUGGCCUGUGGCUGCUGGGUCUCUGGGCUACCUUCAGCCAUGGGACAAAUACAGGUGAGCGGUGCCCACCUUCACAGCAAGAAGGACUUAAGUUAGAGCAUCGCAGUGACCUAUCAACCAACGUGACUGGCUUCAACCUCAUCCGCCGACUCAGCCUCAUGAAGACGUCCACCAUCAAGAAGAUCCGCAAUCCCAAGGGGCCACUCAUCCUGCGGCUGGGGGCGGCCCCAGUAACCCAGCCCACUCGACGAGUGUUCCCACGGGGCCUUCCUGAGGAGUUUGCCCUGGUGCUCACACUCCUGCUGAAGAAGAACACCUACCAGAACACGUGGUACUUGUUCCAAGUGACCGAUGGAGAUGGGUACCCACAGAUUUCCCUGGAAGUCAACAGUCAAGAACGGAGUCUGGAGCUCCGGGCACAGGGCCAAGAUGGCGACUUUGUGUCCUGCAUCUUCCCAGUGCCCCAGCUCUUCGACCUGCGUUGGCACAAGUUGAUGCUGAGUGUGGCUGGACGCGUAGCCUCCGUGCAUGUGGACUGCAUCUCAGCCUCCUCCCAGCCCCUGGGGCCCCGGCGACCCACGCAGCCUGUGGGCCAUGUAUUUCUGGGCUUGGAUGCUGAGCAGGGCAAACCUGUCUCGUUUGACCUUCAGCAGGCACACAUCUACUGUGACCCGGAGCUCGUGCUGGAAGAAGGCUGCUGUGAGAUCUUACCGGGUGGGUGCCCCCCAGAGACCUCCAAGGCCCGCCGGGACACUCAGAGUAAUGAGCUCAUCGAGAUCAAUCCACAGACAGAGGGCAAGGUCUACACCCGCUGCUUCUGCCUGGAGGAGCCACAGAACAGCAAGGUGGAUGCGCAACUGACAGGAAGAAGCAGCCAGAAGGCAGAGAGGGGAACACAGGUCCAGAGAGAGGCAGCAGCUGAUGAGUGCCCACCCUGUGCCCACGGUGCCCAGGAGAGCAAUGUCACACUUGGUUCCUCAGGUCCAAAGGGAGGGAAAGGUGAGCGAGGGCUUCCUGGUCCAUCAGGCCCCAAGGGAGAGAAGGGAGCACGGGGCAAUGACUGUGUUCGAAUCUCCCCGGAUGCCCCACUUCAGUGUGCAGAAGGCCUGAAAGGAGAGAAAGGAGAGUCAGGAGCCUUGGGACCCUCAGGACUCCCAGGCUCAACAGGCCAGAAGGGCCAGAAAGGCGAGAAGGGUGAUGGAGGCCUGAAGGGCUUGCCAGGAAAGCCAGGCCGAGAUGGCCGGCCAGGAGAGAUCUGUGUUAUUGGGCCCAAGGGACAGAAAGGAGAUCCUGGCUUUGUUGGGCCUGAGGGGUUGGCAGGAGAGCCUGGGCCCCCUGGCUUCCCUGGACCCCCUGGGAUAGGACUGCCUGGGACCCCGGGAGAUCCAGGUGGCCCGCAAGGCCCUAAGGGAGACAAGGGCAGCUCUGGGACACCAGGAAAGGAAGGCCCUGGUGGGAAGCCUGGAAAGCCAGGGGUGAAGGGAGAGAAGGGUGACCCCUGUGAAGUGUGCCCAACACUGUCUGAAGGGUUCCAGAACUUCGUGGGGCUCCCUGGAAAGCCAGGGCCCAAGGGGGAACCAGGUGAUCCUGCACCAGCCAGGGAGGGCCUGGGAACUGUUGAACUCAAAGGUGAUCGGGGAGAUCCCGGCAUCCAAGGCAUCAAGGGAGAAAAGGGGGAACCCUGCUCAUCCUGCAGCUCACUUGUAGGGGCCCAGCAUCUUGGGCCUUCAGGGUCCAAUGAAGAUGUGGGAUCUCCUGGUGCCAGUUUACUUGGCCUUCUGGGGAAAGCUGGAGCGCCAGGGCCAAGAGGGCUGAAAGGAGAAAAGGGUAAUUUCGGGGAGGCAGGUCCAGCUGGCAGUCCAGGGCCACCAGGGCCAGUGGGACCAGCAGGCAUCAAAGGGACAAAGGGAGAGCCUUGUGAGCCAUGCUCAACCUUGUCCAAGCCUCAGGAUGGGGAUGACCAUAUGGUACACUUGCCUGGCCCAGCUGGAGAGAAGGGGGAGCCUGGGCCUCCAGGCUUUGGCCUGCCAGGAAAGCAGGGCAAGGCUGGAGAGCGUGGACUGAAGGGGCAGAAGGGUGAUGCUGGGAAUCCUGGGGACCCAGGAACACCAGGCACCAUGGGGCAGCCUGGACUAUCAGGACAGCCUGGGGUUCGGGGCCCUGUGGGGCCAAAAGGAGAAAAGGGUGAUGGCUGCACCGCCUGCCCUAGCUUGCAGGGGGCGCUGACUGACGUAGCUGGACUGCCUGGGAAGCCAGGCCCCAAAGGAGAGCAGGGCCCUGAAGGUGUCGGCAGGCCUGGUAAACCGGGCCAGCCUGGUCUACCAGGAGUUCAGGGGCCCCCAGGACUAAAGGGCACACAGGGAGAGCCAGGGCCUCCAGGAAUUGGUGCUGAGGGGCCCCAGGGGGAGCCUGGAGCCCAAGGUUUGCCUGGCACUCAGGGACUUCCAGGACCUCGGGGACCACCUGGCCCCACGGGAGAAAAGGGUGCCCAGGGACCUCCAGGGGUGAAAGGAACCAUUGGGCCCAUGGGACCUCCUGGUGCCAGCAUCUCUGGGCCUCCGGGCCAAGAUGGGCAGCAAGGACAGACUGGACUUCCAGGAGCCAGGGGGACACCAGGGGAAAAGGGAUCUCAGGGAGAGAAGGGUGAGCCAGGAGAGUGCUCCUGCCCGUCUCGGGGAGACCCCAUCUUCUCUGGCAUGCCGGGUGCUCCGGGACUUUGGAUGGGCAGCUCCUGGCAGCCGGGCCCGCAGGGUCCCCCAGGUGUUCCUGGACCGCCAGGCCCCCCCGGAAUGCCUGGGCUGCAGGGAGUACCUGGAAACAAUGGUUUGCCAGGACAGCCUGGGCUCACUGCAGAACUGGGCUCCUUACCCAUUGAGCAGCACCUUCUUAAGAGCAUCUGCGGGGACUGUGCCCCGGGCCAGACAGCCCAUUCAGCAUCCCUCCUGGUGAAGGGAGAGAAGGGAGACCAGGGUAUUCCCGGUGUGCCAGGCCUCGACUACUGUGCCCGGUGCUUCUCAGAGCGUGAGCGUCCAAGAGCAGAGGAGGCCAGAGGAGACAAUGGCGAGGGAGAUCCUGGCUGUGCUGGUAGCCCCGGCCUGCCUGGUCCUCCAGGGCUGCCAGGCCAGAGAGGAGAAGAGGGUCCACCUGGCAUGAGGGGUUCCCCAGGUCCUCCAGGCCCUAUUGGCCCCCCAGGUUUUCCUGGUGCCGUUGGCUCCCCCGGAUUGCCUGGCCUCCAAGGAGAGAGGGGCCUCACGGGCCUGACAGGAGACAAAGGGGAACCGGGUCCCCCAGGACAACCUGGCUAUCCAGGUGCCAUGGGACCCCCAGGACUGCCUGGCAUCAAGGGGGAGCGUGGCUACACCGGGCCCUCAGGAGAGAAAGGGGAGUCGGGCCCACCGGGAUCUGAAGGCCUCCCGGGUCCCCCAGGCCCAGUGGGUCCCCGAGGAGAGCGAGGACCCCAAGGGACCUCAGGCGAGAAGGGCGACCAGGGAUUUCAAGGCCAGCCAGGCUUUCCAGGCCCUCCGGGUCCCCCUGGAUUCCCGGGCAAAGCUGGAGCACCUGGCCCACCUGGCCCUCAAGCAGAGAAGGGCAGUGAAGGGAUUCGAGGCCCAUCAGGCUUGCCUGGUUCCCCUGGGCCCCCAGGACCUCCUGGGAUUCAGGGCCCCGCUGGGCUGGAUGGACUGGACGGGAAGGAUGGCAAGCCUGGCCUGAGGGGGGACCCCGGUCCUCCUGGCCCUCCUGGACUCAUGGGACCCCCAGGUUUCAAGGGGAAAACAGGACAUCCUGGUCUCCCCGGACCUAAGGGUGACUGUGGCAAACCAGGUCCUCCUGGCAGCAGUGGCCGGCCAGGUGCAGAGGGUGAGCCUGGUGCCAUGGGACCCCAGGGACGACCUGGCCCCCCCGGCCAUGUUGGGCCACCAGGGCCUCCAGGCCAGCCAGGUCCAGCUGGGAUCUCUGCAGUGGGCCUGAAAGGAGACCGAGGAGCCACUGGAGAAAGGGGCCUGGCAGGCCUACCAGGCCAGCCUGGUGCACCUGGACACCCUGGCCCCCCGGGGGAACCUGGUGUGGAUGGUGCAACUGGCAAAGAGGGACCCCCUGGAAAACAGGGACUCUAUGGACCUCCUGGUCCAAAGGGUGAUCCAGGACCUGCAGGACAGAAGGGCCAGGCAGGAGAGAAGGGGAGAUCCGGCAUGCCUGGUGGGCCUGGCAAGAGUGGUUCCAUGGGGCCUGUUGGGCCACCAGGUCCUGCAGGAGAGAGAGGCCAUCCUGGGUCUCCAGGGCCUGCAGGGAGCCCUGGAUUGCCCGGUGUGCCUGGCUCCAUGGGAGACCUGGUGAAUUAUGAUGAAAUCAAGAGGUUUAUCAGACAAGAGAUCAUUAAAAUGUUUGAUGAGAGAAUGGCUUACUACACCUCUAGGAUGCAGUUUCCUAUGGAAGUGGCAGCAGCUCCUGGCCGACCAGGGCCUCCAGGGAAGGAUGGUGCUCCAGGCAGGCCAGGCGCUCCAGGGUCACCUGGGCUCCCUGGUCAGAUCGGCAGAGAAGGACGGCAAGGGUUGCCAGGAAUGAGAGGAUUGCCUGGUACCAAAGGUGAAAAAGGAGACACUGGUAUUGGCAUUGCAGGAGAAAAUGGUCUCCCCGGCCCCCCAGGUCCUCAAGGGCCCCCAGGAUACGGCAAGAUGGGUGCAACAGGGCCAAUGGGCCAGCAAGGCAUUCCUGGCAUUCCUGGCCCUCCAGGUCCUGCAGGUCAGCCAGGCAAGGCUGGCCAUUGCAACCCCUCGGACUGCUUUGGAACCAUGCCAAUGGAGGAACAGUAUCCUCCCAUGAGGAGCGUGAAGGGGCCUUUUGGCUGAAAUGACUCCCU